AUGGACGAAAUAUCUUGGCUACUCUGUUUUACACUGCAAUCGCUAUGGAUCUGUAAAUUAGCACUUGCGCAAUGUCCUCCUUUACAAACUCCUUGUCGUUGUUCACCAUCUGUUUCUGAGCCUGUUGCCAUAUUUUGUGAAUCCGCUGGAAGUCUUUCCAAUGUUUUACAAGCUAUAUUUCAAGCACAAAAUUUCCCGAUAGACUCACUACAUAUUAUCGAUACGCCAAUAUCAGCAAUCCCUCAAAAUGCAUUCCAAGGUUUUACAAUAUUGCGAUUGGUGCUUAACCGGUGUGGACUAUCACAGAUUAAUGAUGGAGCUUUCAACGGACCACUUUUGGAUAGUUUAGUCGAAGUGGACUUUACUGAUAAUCAGCUGCGAAUGGUACCACAAACCGGAUUACCUAGAUUACGAAACCUUCGAAAGAUUUAUCUGAAUCGUAAUCGAAUAGAUCAGUUGCAGCCGAAUAGUUUUAUGAUCUAUGAAAGUCGUGAUCUUAUCGUUAAGCUUGAAUUAUCGGGUAAUCGUUUAACGAAUCAAGGUUUAGGUGACUCGCUUGUGUUUUUUCCGCUACGAUCAUUGCAACAACUGAGUUUAGAAACAAAUGCAUUAACAGCCAUACCAAGUGCUUCAUUAACAAAUCAACGAUUAACUCUAACAAAUCUUAAUCUCGGACUGAAUCAAAUAGAUCAAGUACCUGUUGGAGCCCUUGAUUUUCCAAAUCUUAAUUCAUUGUCACUGGAAUUUAACGAAAUCACUAAUAUUUCGCCUGAGGCACUUCAAGGAAUUCCUAAUUUACAAUAUCUUUAUUUGACUGGAAACAAAUUUCCAUCUUGGCCACUUCAAAUGUUCCAGUAUAUAAAUCAACUGCUUACUCUUUCUAUUGGAGAAACACCUAUCUCUGUUAUUCCAUCUAAUGCAUUUCAGCAUAUUCCAAAUUUAAUUCGCCUUGAGAUGUCUGAAGCAGCAGUUGAUACGAUUGAAAGUGGUGCUUUUCAACGGACACCUCACAUUCAAGCAAUUAUACUUAAUAAAAAUCGUUUAUCCGUGUAA
This is a messenger RNA of Dracunculus medinensis (Guinea worm), 1053 nucleotides long. The record is from the annotation of a GenBank genome assembly. Lineage: Eukaryota; Metazoa; Nematoda; Chromadorea; Rhabditida; Dracunculidae.